AUGUCAGACUUCAAGGAGUCUACAGCAGAGCAGGGCAAGCUGGGUCUACACGAAGAGAAGGUAACCCGCCUCUCUGUCGAAGAGGUCGAGGACCUCCAGGGAGCCGCCGAACGCGGCCACCACGCCACCGACGCGUAUGGUCACCCGCUGCUCCAUUUCGACCCUGCUGCCGAGAAGCGUCUCGUGCGAAAGAUCGACCUCUUCAUCGUGCCUACAGUCGCGAUUCUGUACUUGUUCUGCUUCAUCGACCGCGCCAACAUUGGCAAUGCCCGCUUGGCAGGCCUGGAAAAGGACCUGGGCCUCGUCGGCUUCCAGUACAACAUCCUCCUCACGUGUUUCUACAUCUCCUACAUCCUGUUCGAGAUCCCCAGCAACAUCUGCUGCAAGUACUUUGGUCCUGGCAGGUGGAUCCCCUUCAUCUCGUUCGGCUUUGGCCUGUUGUCGUUCCUCACCGCGCUCGUCACCAACUUUGCGCAAGCCGCCGGCGUCCGUUUCGUCCUCGGCAUUUUCGAGGCGGGCAUGUUGCCCGGCAUUGCCUACUACAUGUCCCGCUGGUACCGCAAGGCCGAACUGGGCUUCCGUCUGUCCUUGUACAUCGUCAUGGCUCCCCUGGCUGGCGCCUUUGGUGGUUUGCUCGCUUCUGGUUUGCUCAAGCUCCCGGGAAUCGGCCGCUUCCACACGUGGCAGCAGCUCUUCCUUGUCGAAGGCGUCAUCACCAUGGGCCUGUCCGUCAUUGCCUUCUUCACGUUGACCGACCGUCCCGCGACGGCUCGCUGGCUGAGCGAGGAGGAGAAGGCCCUGGCCAUUGCGCGCGUGAAGUCUGAAAACGUCGGCACCACCGAGGUCCUUGACGGUUUGGACAAGGCGAAGAUUAAGCGUGGCAUUUUCAACCCCAACACGCUGACCAUUGCGUUCAUCUUCCUCCUCGACAACAUUACUGUCCAGGGUCUGGCGUUCUUCCUGCCAACCAUCGUCGCCACGAUUUACCCCAAGGCGUCCACCAUUCACAAGCAGCUCUGGACGGUCCCGCCUUACGUUGUCGGUGCCGUGUUCGUCCUUGUCAUCCCAUACCUUUCCAGCCGGACACGCAAGUACCUCAUCUUCUACCUGAUGAUGGCCCCCCUCAUGUCCAUUGGUUACAUCAUGUUCCUCGCCACCGACGCCUCCACGGGAGGCACGGUGCGGUACGCGGCCACGUUCCUCAUCGCCGCGGGAGCGUUCCCCUUCGGAGCCCUGUGCAAUGCCCAGGCGUCCGCCAACACGCUCUCGGACACGGCCAGGUCUGCGGGCAUUGGAACUGUGGUCAUGUUCGGCAACGUCGGUGGCCUCAUCAGCACCUGGUGCUUCCUGCCGUUUGACAGUCCCAACUACCCCAUUGGAAACGGCCUCAACCUCGCCACAUCGGCGACGAUCAGCGUGCUGACCGUGUGCCUGUGGAUCUGGCUGAAGCGUGACAACAAGCGCCGCGACGAGGUCGAUGUGGACGCUACACUUUCCGGCUUGACCGAGAAGCAGGUCCACGACCUCGACUGGAAGCACCCCGCGUUCCGGUGGAAGUAUUAA
Messenger RNA from Apiotrichum porosum, 1563 nucleotides. RefSeq lists its product as uncharacterized. Gene Ontology annotation, biological process: transmembrane transport. The record is from RefSeq and is a predicted model, not a curated record. The transcript is spliced from 4 exons. The coding region runs from base 1 to 1563 and encodes 520 amino acids. Lineage: Eukaryota; Fungi; Basidiomycota; Tremellomycetes; Trichosporonales; Trichosporonaceae. Gene Ontology annotation, cellular component: membrane. Gene Ontology annotation, molecular function: transmembrane transporter activity.